CUUGGCGCGGCUGUUGGGCGAUGGCGACGGUAGCGGAGCUCAAAGCAGUUUUAAAGGACACACUGGAAAAAAGAGGUGCUCUUGGACAAAUAAAAGCAAGGAUCAGAGCUGAAGUUUUUAAUGCACUGGAUGACCAAAGUGAACCACGGCCACCACUGUCUCAUGAAAAUCUCUUAAUCAACGAACUAAUUCGUGAAUACCUGGAAUAUAACAAAUAUAAAUAUGCAGCAUCUGUUUUAACUGCAGAAUCUGGCCAGCCUGAAGUGCCCUUGGAUAGACAGUUUCUUGCCAAAGAGCUGAACAUAGUCGAAGACACAAAUGGAAAAUCAGUCAGACCUCUCUUGUACGGAAUUAUCUCUCAUUUCUUACAUGGUGGUAAAGAAGAAAAUACCCAGAAUGCCUUUCCAAAAGUGUCUUUGCUGAAUUAUCCAAAGCAGAACCUUGGCAAACCACCUACGGAGAGAAAUCAAAAAGAUAGAAUUCCAGAACCAGGAAGGAUGGCUGGCAUGAGCAUCGAGGAGCCCCUUGUUUUACAAAGUAUAAACAGAUGAUAUCUUUCAUAUGCUAAUUUCUCACAUAAAGUUCUGUAAGAGUUAAUUUAGGAAAUUCUUCUUUGCAUUAAUUUCCCCACUAUGUCCAGCGGGACCAUUUCAGCUUGUUAGAUCUACCCAUGAGACAGGAUGAUGGGGUCGUACUUAGUGAAAAAAAUGUUAGCAAAGGCUCUCUUCCUCCAGUGCUGAUAGAAGAGAACUGUACACGAAGUCAGAUUAGUGAAGCCUGUGUCUAGAAUUGGGCCUAAAAAUACUGCUUUUACUUUAUAAACAUUUAUCAGAUAACUUACCGUUUCUGCACUUUCCUUAUUAUCUUAUGACUUUGUGUGUCUUUCCUGUGUUUCUGAAUAAAAUUUUUCAGUUUU
Pygoscelis adeliae (Adelie penguin) is the source of this 916-nucleotide messenger RNA. RefSeq names its product FGFR1OP N-terminal like (gene CEP20). Gene Ontology annotation, biological process: cilium assembly; microtubule anchoring. NCBI's taxonomy places the organism in Eukaryota, Metazoa, Chordata, Aves, Sphenisciformes, Spheniscidae. Gene Ontology annotation, cellular component: ciliary basal body; centrosome; motile cilium. The record is from RefSeq and is a predicted model, not a curated record. Gene Ontology annotation, molecular function: protein binding. The transcript has 5 exons. The coding region runs from base 21 to 551 and encodes 176 amino acids.